Molecule: messenger RNA, 2117 nt
Organism: Cottoperca gobio
Lineage: Eukaryota; Metazoa; Chordata; Actinopteri; Perciformes; Bovichtidae
Product: leucine-rich repeat neuronal protein 4
Exons: 2
Coding region: 145-858 (237 amino acids)
Source: RefSeq, a predicted model, not a curated record
AGAAGGAGGUGAUUGUUGGGGAGAAGGGAAACAUAUAAAGGGAGAGAGAGCAAGACUAGGAGCAAGUGAAGGGAAGACGAAGAGAAAGAAGCUCACCCACAUUUUGAUAAAGAUUAAGAACGUUUGCAAACAACAGAAAGCGCGAUGGCUGGCUAUAGGGACCUUCCUUUCCCCCUGGCGAUCGUUUGCCUGGUUCUCAUCAGAGGUUACUCUCCCCUGCCUACGACAUCACAAGUCAUCGGGACAAAUUCUAUGAGUUCUACGACACCGAGUGGGAUUUUGUCCGAGGCCUCAGAUGAUUACUCCCAAGAGGAAGAACCAACCACCACUGUUACACAGAGUAAAGUGUCACCAUAUGGAGAGAUUCCUAAACGAUGCGACUACAAUCCCUGCGUCCAGGGUCAGAUCUGUGCUGAUCUAGAAACCUCCACCGACUGCUUGUGUCCAGGGUUCACUUCACAUAAUGUGGCUCCAGAUCCUCCCAUACUGAAAUCAGCCACCUGGAAUGGCUCAGAUGUUGUAAUUCAGUGGUGUGCACCUCAUUCACAUGUCACAUCUUAUAUUGUGACAGUAGGGGGGGAGGAGAGGCAGACGUUUGGGAAGGAGCGAAGGAGCGGCGGAGUGGGCGACAUGGACCACAUCGCAAAGGUUUGUGUGGUUGCAGUGAAUGAUGCUGGAGACAGCGAGGGCUCCUGUCUGAUGUACCAGCCCAGGGACAGGAAUCUGCCUCUGAAAGCAGGACUCAUCGGAGGAGCUCUGGCCUUCCUGCUGCUGCUGCUGCUGGCCGUGCUGCUCUGGAGGCACAGGAGGCAAAGGAAACAAGAGGCCAGCAUCUCUAUGCACGUCACCUCUGAGUGACAGGGAACAGAAAACAGAGUGGACGCUCGCUGAGAUAAGACUCUGUCCCACGAGACUCCUCAGCAUCAUCACAGCUAAUUAACUGUGAGUACAUUAACAUCUGAGGUUUUCUGCACAAAGAGGCUUCCUGAAAAUGCAGAAGGAAACAUUUUGUCAUCUCGCAUGGAUAUAUGCGAGAUAUUUUGAUAUUAUUUGUGGUCAGAAUUAUUUAAUGAAGAUUAGGUAACAGUUGUUGACACUUCAAAACAUAUUGUAUAUACAGAGUGUAUUGUGGUGUUGCAUUUUCUUUGUAACUCUCUGAGAUGUGAAUGUGAAUGGAUGCAUUAUGACUGAAAGUGAAUGGUGAGCCGUAUCAUGUACUGUAUUUAUGUUGCCGUGGACCUUAUACAUGUUAAGAGUUUGAUUGUGAUGGUUUCCUUAAAUGAAUAAGUUUGGAGGACCUGAAGCACAUGACACAUGACAUCACUGUUCAAACUGAAACUACUGUAUAUGCAUGUUCAAGGUGUGACUGUUUAGCUCAAGUAAAACAUUUCGUUAGUUGCUAAAGUGUGUAGUUAUUUAACAGCUUUGGGAGGGGCUGUUGUUUUUUUCCAUCUGUCUCAUUGUUGGAAGUUGUGUCAUGGUACUGGAUGAUUACAAGUGUUCGGUGAUGUUUUUCCAGAUGUCAUGCAACAACCUUUUCAGCAGAAAUGCAGCUGAGACUUCUAGUCAUCCAGCACUGAACUGGUGAGAUGCUUCAGGCUUUUUGCUUCUUUUUCUUUUUCCGCAGUGAUGAAAAAGAGAAUAAAGUCCAAUAUUUAAACCCCCCUCCAGUUUAUCUCAUGUUCAAGCCUGCAUCUGCAUGUCUCGCAGCCAUGUUAUAAUUCCUUCCACAGAGUUGUUCCACUGCUCCUGGCGUCUUUCUUAUUCCAACUGCGUGGCACAAUUUACAUCGCACAGAGCUGCAUGGAAGUCCUCUAACAUCUGUAAUUUGGAGACACAACAGAUUUCAUCUUUUUAGUCGCUGAAAAGGCCUCAAGAUGUUGCUUUUAUGUUGCAGUCGCUCUCAAACUGGGAGGGAAAUCUUGACUUGACUUGCCAGUAUAAGAUGAAAUGAAGAAACAUGCUUUAAAUUAAAUGUAAUGUACUCAAACCACAUGCAGAAAAGGUUUUGCAGAAACUACAACCAGCUGAUGGGAUCAGAAAAGCACAACAUGUGCUCAUGUAUCUUGUUUCAAAAAUGAUUGUGGUUUACCUUUUUAUUUUAAUAAACAACUUUU